UCUUAUCAUGUCUCCUUCCAACUCCGACUGCUUCUUCUGGGUACAUUAGAUCAGAUUGUCCCAAACCUCUUGCUGAAAAAAGAUCUGUUGAAAAGUACAUGAGAUUUGGCAAAAUGCCGCUCUUCUCAUCAUGGAUCAAAGUUGUUUUCAUCAUCAUCUUGGCAUUUCCUCUUUUUUCUGAAACGGUUCUUGCAUCCAUAUCACAAUUAGACAAACAGCCAGACUGCAAGAAGUUUGAAAAUCGACUAUUUAUGUGCACCAGAGAAAUGCGUCCAGUCUGCGGCACUAAUGGCAAAACUUACAGCAAUGAAUGCAUUUUCUGCAGUAGUAUGUUAACAAGUGAAGUUAAAUUUGGAUUUGCUCAUUGGGGUAAAUGCAGAGCUUCUGGCUGA
Tupaia belangeri chinensis (Chinese tree shrew) is the source of this 392-nucleotide messenger RNA. Its product is annotated as seminal plasma acrosin inhibitor A1-like. Bases 99 to 392 code for a protein of 97 amino acids. Lineage: Eukaryota; Metazoa; Chordata; Mammalia; Scandentia; Tupaiidae. Gene Ontology annotation, molecular function: protein binding; serine-type endopeptidase inhibitor activity. The record is from RefSeq and is a predicted model, not a curated record. The transcript is spliced from 5 exons.